Molecule: messenger RNA, 1671 nt
Organism: Rhincodon typus (whale shark)
Lineage: Eukaryota; Metazoa; Chordata; Chondrichthyes; Orectolobiformes; Rhincodontidae
Product: transmembrane protein 164-like
Exons: 7
Coding region: 39-902 (287 amino acids)
Source: RefSeq, a predicted model, not a curated record
GGGAGUGCCAGGUGAGCAGUACAGGUAAACGGUUUCAGAUGACCAGAUUGGAGCUGGAUAAUAUCUUGGAGGCGGUGUACGGUGGAGUGGACCCCAGCAUCUCUGGCAAUGGUGGAGAGGAGUGUGCUGCCUUCCUGCCAGUUGGUCAGCGUAUCCUGGAGACUAUCAUCAUGAUCACUGUAUCCUUGCUGCAAAUUGUGUUGGCCUACAGGAAAAUCAGAGGUGUUCAGGAGGAUUGGACAUUACAAACAUCAUCACAGGAAUGUGAGGAGACUCUGGGGAGAAACCUCCUGCAGGCUGUCCUAUGCCUGACCUUCGGGUUGGAGAUUGGAUUUAAGUGUGCGACCAAAACGCUCAUCUACCUGCUGAAUCCUUGUCAUGUUGUUACUGCCCUACAGAUAAUCCUGCUUACUUGUCCACCUUGCCCUGCUGUCUUGAUUCUCUUCAGGUUACACAUGCACAUGUUGAAUGGACCUCUUCUGGCAUUGCUCUUCCCUGUAGUCAACACUAGACUGCUCCCAUUUGAAACGGAGGUGUAUUACAUUCAGCACAUUCUCAUGUAUGUUGUCCCUCUCUACCUGCUGAGCAAAGGUGAUAUCUAUAAACCAGAGCCGUUGGGAGACUUCUGGUGGCCACUGCUGGCAACGGGUAUUCUAUUUCUAUAUCACUACACUGUUCUUCAGGCCCUAGGACUGGUCACCAAAGUGAAUUUGAAUUGCAUGCUGUGCCCAGCUGUUUCAGACCCAUUCCAUGGACCCUACUAUCGGAUGUGGGCAUCUCUGCACCAAACAGCGCUGCUGCUGAUACACGGCAAACUGAUCAUUCUCCUCUCCUACGCCGUGUCCCUGGUGACCCGGCAUCCCCCCAGGCUUAUGCGACAACCUUCACAGAAACUAGACUGAGUGACACCCUGAAGGAGUUUGCUCGGCGGUACAGAUUCCAUUUUGUCUGGAGAUCGCAGGAAUGAAGCUGCUGAGAAAAAAGUGAGAAGAGCAACAUAAACAAAAAAAAGAAAGAGAAUGGUAAUGCAGCAAUACCGUCUGCCUGGAUUUUGGUGGAAAGUUGUGUUGGGCAUCUAGAGAUUGCUGCCCUACUGGAGCCCAGGAUUUACAAUACCCACCCAAUGGGGCUGGGGUGGGCGGGGGCGGGAAAAAUUCAAUUGCUUUCCUUCUGCCAUCAACUGUGGUCCAUGAAUAUUCCGGCAAAACUCCUGCAAUAACAACUUCAAUGGACUGCAAGCUGUGUCCUGAUGGAUAGAAACUGUGUCCUACGCUUGAUCCUGUUUUUUCAAAUGGCCCUUGCUCUGGGAGAAGAUGAAGAAAAUGCCUCAGACACAAUGCAACUCUCCCAUGAAGCAUUGACAUUAAUGACUGGGAGGAACUUGCUACCAAUCGUUUUAGAAUGAGGGUAGCUCAUCCUGAUGGGACAUCCUGUUUCAAGUGACUGAAGUUCUUGAGGCCUGUUUGGUGACAUGAAGACCUAUGGUGGAAACCCUCCUCCCUGUUGACAUCUCUCCAAUUGAGGGAGGGCCUGGCUGGGAGCUAGACAAUGGGGACAUGUGGCGUUGUGAAUCCACAGUUUGAUGCAGAACAGGAGGCCUACCCGCAUCAUUGUGAGCCUCUCUGUCAACCUGAUAACAAAAGGAAAUUAAAUAGCCGCAUAGUGACUUUA